Annulohypoxylon maeteangense is the source of this 1718-nucleotide messenger RNA. Its product is annotated as CDK-activating kinase assembly factor MAT1-domain-containing protein. The record is from RefSeq and is a predicted model, not a curated record. Gene Ontology annotation, biological process: nucleotide-excision repair; positive regulation of cyclin-dependent protein serine/threonine kinase activity; regulation of transcription by RNA polymerase II. NCBI's taxonomy places the organism in Eukaryota, Fungi, Ascomycota, Sordariomycetes, Xylariales, Hypoxylaceae. The transcript has a single exon. The coding region runs from base 299 to 1486 and encodes 395 amino acids. Gene Ontology annotation, molecular function: cyclin-dependent protein serine/threonine kinase activator activity. Gene Ontology annotation, cellular component: transcription factor TFIIH holo complex.
AGAAGCUCAACAUCCAUUCUUUCAAUCUUCAGACAACUCAGACAAAUCAGACAACUUCCUCUCACCAUACCCGUUAACGUUUUGCUCUAUAGGGCAAUAGUUUACCUCUCUCAAGACGAUACGACUAAAUCAAAUGUGAUCUUAUUACUCAUUCACACUCUUUUCUUCCACGUAGCCACCGUCUUAACGACGAUCGCUGCUUUACGGUCGUUACCUCGCUGAACAGGAAAUUAAAAACGAUUUACUGAGCAUACCGAACAACUAACUAUUAGAACAACACGCAACUCAAUCAAUCGCAAUGUCUCGCAAACCGGUACCAACUACGACAAACCCCGACGCCCACAAUGCUGCGCCCGCCGCCAUGAUCCCAGACGACGUGUGCCCUGUGUGCCGACGGCAGAAGUACUUCAACCCCGACCUCGAAUUCCUCAUAAACCCCGAGUGUUACCACCCAAUGUGCCAGCGGUGUGUGGAACAUAUUUUCGGUAAAGGACCAGCGCAAUGUCCACACCCGGGCUGCAUCAAGACCCUCCGCCAGCGCGGCUUCCACUCCGCCUUUUUUAAGGACCUCAAGGUCGAGCGGGAAGUAGACGUCCGCCGACGCGUACAAGCCGUGUUCAACAUGACCGAAGACGACUUCGUCUCGAUCCGCGAUUACAACGAUUACCUACAACAAGUAGAGGACCUAACCUUCGACCUAGUCCAAGGCGGUGACGCAGACCGUAAGGCCGCGGAAAAGAAACUCCUCGCGUACGAGCAGAAGCACCGCGAGGACAUCGAGAAGAACAAGCGUCGCGGCCGCGAAGCCGAAACCAUCCGCAAACAGCGCUCCGCCGCGGACGCCGAAGCCGCGCGCCAGCGCCGACUAGAAGAACAGCGCGAAGAAGAGCGCGCCCGCGCCGAAGAAGCGAGCAUCAACGCCGAAGUAAUGGAGGCGCUCGCGCGCGGGGAGCCGGGCUCGGCAGCGGAAAUCCAAGCGCGCAUCGUCGCACAGAAACGCGCGCGUGUCGCCGAGAUCGCCGGUUCGCAUUUCUCAUCUCUCAUCAACACCUCCUCCAACCCCACGAAACCGCGCCCUGGCUCGAACUUACUCUCGAUCCGCGGCCUCAAAGACAAGAACGCCCGCGACGAGGACGCGGAGUACUACCUCCGCCCCUACGACCCCUUCGCGGGCUUGGAUCUCCAGCCCUCCCGGUACAAGCUACGCAACGCCGGCGCGGCGUCCGAGUACGCUAACCCGUGGCUUGAUCGCGCGCGCUCCGCGGACGAUCAUAAGGUCCCGGGGUAUAGCACCCAGGAGUAUGUCGCGCGCGCUAUGUUCGAGGCGUUUGCGGGGUUGGGGGUUGUGGUUGGGGAGGAGAAGGCGGAUGCGGCGAGGGCGGUUGGAACGUCGGGCGCGGAGGUCGCGGCUAAGACUGGGAGGACGGGAGGCAUGGAUGUGGAUAAGGGGGUUGGGAGGAUGGAUGUUGAUGAUGUUUUUGUUUGAGAGACGAGCAGGCGGGUUAUGCAUAGUAUACCCAAGCAAUUAACCUCGUAGACGGAAAAGGGACGAGGAAUAGGAACAGGGCACAUUUUCAUUUAUUCGAGUGGCAUUUGCAUGGCGAUGGCGUUGGGGCUUACAUAUGCCAUACCAAGACCUAAGGAUAGGUCUUGGUUCUGUUACAGAUAAAGUCAAAGUCGGAGUUAUGGGGGUACCAUGAAUACAUUGAUGCUCUUGA